Ananas comosus (pineapple) is the source of this 2179-nucleotide messenger RNA. RefSeq lists its product as uncharacterized. Gene Ontology annotation, molecular function: protein binding. The transcript has 4 exons. The record is from RefSeq and is a predicted model, not a curated record. Bases 703 to 1857 code for a protein of 384 amino acids. Lineage: Eukaryota; Viridiplantae; Streptophyta; Magnoliopsida; Poales; Bromeliaceae.
GGAACAUAAAAAGUUCUCUUUUAAUUGCCUCUCACUCCCUUUACCAAAUAAACUAAUCACAGAGGAUAAAAUGACAAAAAAAAAGAGCCAUUUUUUUAGUCCUUUACUGCCACACCUUUCGGAUCUGAGCAAAACUUGAGAUUUUGACCAAACCCAAUUUCCUCUGUUUUUUAGUUUUUUUUCUUCUUCUUCUUCUUCUUCUUCUCUCUCUCUCUCUCUCUCUCUCUCUCUCUCUCUCUCAGAGGAGAUAGAGAAGAAAAAAAACAAAGCUUCUGUUGAAUGGCAGAAGCAUCAGCAGAGAAAGAUACGGCAUACCAAACCCAGGAUCCUACUUUUUCCUUUCCUUUACCCCCUCUCCUCCCCUUCACGCAUUAUUAUACACAUCCAUAGUUACUUCACCUGGGUUUUUAUCUCUCGCUCAGAAUAGGCAAAAAAGAGAGCAUUUAUUGGUGAAUGAAGGGGAGGAGACCCAUUUCGCAGUUUACAGGGAUUUUGUACUCUGAACUCAGUUUUACUGUAGGAACAGGGGAGGUUCUGAGAAUUUGAAACCUUAAGCGUGGCUCACUGUGUACCUCAUUUCCGAGGAGGCAAUAGCGCCAAAAGGGCCGAGAGAGAGAGAGAGAGAGAGAGAGAGAGAGAGAGAGAGGUGGAGUUAUCUCUCAUACAAUUCAUGCUUAGGUGAAUUGGUGAGAGUUCAACAAAAUGGGCCGAGCGAUGAGGUGGAUGCGGAGAAUUUUGGGUGGUGGGGCAAAGAAAGAGGCUACGGAUGAUGAUGGUGAUCAAAUGCGUGUGAGUGGCCGAGAGUGGAGGGAGAAGAGGAGGUGGAGCUUCGUGAAGCCGCGGCGGAGCUCCGUCGACGAGGUUCGCCGCAGCUCCGCUUCGUUCGCGGCGGCGGCGGCGGCGGCGGCAUCGGCAUCGGCAUCGGCGGCGAGGGUUACUCCGGCGAGCUCGGUCGAAAUUGCGGUGGCGAAUCGCGGAAACCGCAAGGCCCGAGCGGCGAUUGUGAUCCAAAAAGUGUUCAGAGGCUACUUGGCGAGAAAAGCUCUCCGUGCUCUCAAAGCUCUCGUGAAGAUCCAAGCGCUCGUACGCGGCUACCUCGUACGGAAACAAACCACCACCACUCUCCACAGAUUACAAGCUCUUGUGCGGCUCCAAGUCUCGGUUCAUUCCCAUAAAUCCCGCGCCCUCCGUGCGGACGUCCGCAGAAUCCACCCGCGCGUCUCCUCGCGAAAAUCCUUCUUGGGGGCGAGCCACGAGAGCCCAACGUCGAGCUGGGACCGGAGCCCGAAGAUCGUCGAGGUGGACACGUGUCAACCCCUGAGGUCACGAUCCGCACGGAUGACGUAUACCUGGGCGGUGAACUCACCGGACACGCCGCGCGCCGUGGCCGCAUCCUCGCCGCUCCUCCCUGUGAAGCCUCUCUCCGUCGUAACUCGCCGCGGCGACGGCGGCGGAGGAUACGGCGACCGCCGCUGCCUCCGCGCCAACCGAACGGCGCAGAACACACCGCGGCACGUGGGAGGCACGUGCGAGUCUACGGCAAUCACUCCCGUACUUCUGCGGCGGUAUUCCCAUUGGGGCCCCGGUCCUCACCCGAGCUACAUGUCGGACACGUGCUCGUCCGUGGCGCGGUCGCGGAGCGCGCCGAAGCAGCGCCCCGACUCGGUCCACCGGAUCCCGAGUUCGGGUCCGGAUCCGGUUUCGGAUUCAGGUUCGGGUUCGAGCACGAACCGCAAGUCGUGCUCGCACGGCCGAGAUGGGUGUAGCAGUGACUAUAAAAGUGCCGAGGGAGGGUCUUAUAAGUUAAUCAGCACCGAAUUAUUAGCUAGGGAUUAUUACUUGGAUAGGAUGUGGUAAAUUUAUAAUUUGGAAUUAUGUAGGGCGUUUUGAGAGAUUUUGUACACGUAGACGUAGUGUUCUAUUUAAUUUAACGGUGCAUCUUAGUAGUAUUUUAUAUUCUAAAUCAACGCCCUUGAGAUUUGACUUGAAUACGCUUCGGAGAGAGAAGGGUCUAAAAUGCCUUGUAAAUAAGAUUAGUGUAGCAUCUUCUAAAGAGUAUUUAAUAUUGUUUAAGAUUUAUAUAUGAUUUCGCAGCGAAGAUGACGUGGCGAAGGCAUGUUCUGGGUCAAUUUAUAUGUACGAAUUUAGAGGGAAAUUUAUUAUUGAUGGGAAAUUUGAC